Messenger RNA from Pteropus alecto (black flying fox), 1009 nucleotides. RefSeq names its product cytochrome c oxidase assembly factor 5. Gene Ontology annotation, cellular component: mitochondrion. The coding region runs from base 115 to 339 and encodes 74 amino acids. The record is from RefSeq and is a predicted model, not a curated record. The transcript has 3 exons. Gene Ontology annotation, biological process: mitochondrial respiratory chain complex IV assembly. NCBI's taxonomy places the organism in Eukaryota, Metazoa, Chordata, Mammalia, Chiroptera, Pteropodidae.
UGGAAGUUGUUGCCGGUUUCCGGUCCCUUCCGCCGCGGGCGUCGCUGGCCCGCAGCUGGGUCCAGGCGGUUGCGGACUGAAGCGUUUGGGGCCGUGGCGCCGGGAGGCGCAACCAUGCCCCGGUAUUACGAGGACAAGCCGGAGGGCGGCGCGUGCGCGGGCGUGAAAGAGGACCUGGGCGCAUGUUUGUUGCAGUCGGACUGUGUGCUCCAGGAAGGAAAAUCCCCUCGGCAGUGUCUAAAGGAAGGAAACUGCAAAGCUUUGAAAUAUUCAUUUUUUGAAUGUAAAAGAUCAAUGUUGGAUGCCAGAUCAAGAUUCAGAGGAAGAAAAGGAUAUUGAUUGGAACCAAGAUGAAAACAACAAAAGAUUUUCUCUGGUCAUUAAAACAGAAAAGCCAAAAUAGGAAACGUACUUUCUCUUACAUCUCUUUGAUCAAACCACUUUUCUCCCAUGGAACACCGUGGAAAUGGAUGACUUCUGGUUUUGACCGUGUAUAAAGUAAAUGAUUCUCUUGCCCCAAGUUAUUUUUAAAAUUUUAGAAAUUUUUAGAAGAAAAAUUUAAUUGACCAGUUAUGAGCUGGAAGCAUAGUAAAUGUGUUUUGAGAAUUGUUCUGAAACCCAAGAAUGGAGAGGUAGUUAUUUUCAAGCUUGACUCCUCAUCCCGAUGACACAAGUCAGUGACUAUUACGUCCUUUGUGACUAUUACACAGGCCACCGAUGUCGACCUUUGGAGAAGUGUCUAUUCAUGUUCUUUGCCCAUUUUAAAUAGAGUUGUUUGCUCUUUUGUUGUUGAGUUCUAGGACUUCGUACAUUCUGGAUGUUAACUGCUUAUCAGGUAUAUGAUUUGCAAACAUUAUCUCCCAUUUCUUUCACUCUGUGUUCUUUGAUGCACAGUUUUAAGUUUUGAUGUAGUCCUGUUAAUCUGCUUUUACUUUUGUUGCCUGUGCUUUUGGUGUCAUAUCCAAGAAAUUACUGCCCAAUUCAAUGAAGCUCUUCCCUUAUGCUUUGA